Molecule: messenger RNA, 2660 nt
Organism: Chironomus riparius
Lineage: Eukaryota; Metazoa; Arthropoda; Insecta; Diptera; Chironomidae
Source: the annotation of a GenBank genome assembly
UUAGUCAUAUUCAAACGUUCGUGCCGAUAACAAGUUAAUUUUGUCGCGCUCCUUUUUUUGAACGGAGAGAAAAAAAUAUUUCUUUGUAAAGUGAAAAAAAAGGAAAAUAAAUUUUCCGCAAAAAUCGAAAAGAAUUUUUUUUUUGAGUUGAGUGAGAAAAUUUUAAUCGGAAACUUUUAAUUGAACGGAAAAUGAUUAAAGUUAAAUAAAAAUCAGCAUAAAUGACUUUUUAAUGAAUGCUGAAUAUAAUAAAGUCAGCGGAAUAGAGCCAAGCACCGAAUAAAAGUUUAUGUCGAGUAUGUGAAAAAAAAAUAAAAUAAAAAGAAAAUAUUUCAGCUCUUCCGUUUAUGUUUAUACUUAUGUGUAGUAAGCAAAACUUUUUUUUUGUGUUCAAAACGAUGAAACGAGAGGUGUAACUGUAAUGAUGUUAGUGAUUUACAUUUGAGGAUUUACUUCAAGUUAUUUAGUUUCAUGGAUUAAGUGAGCACAUGUUGGAAUAAUAAAAUUCAUGUGAAUUAAAAGUCGUUUGCUUAUCUCGUACUUUAAACGUAUGUGCUAUAUUCACCAGAGAGGAGGGAUGAGAAUGUGAAGUGCUUAAAAGACGUUGUGAAUGAAAGAAAAGUGUGAAGAAUAACGAAAGAAAAUUAAGUGAUACUUGCAAUUUUUUUCUCUAUCUUCAUCUCUCGUUUGUUUGUUGUGUGAGAUUCAUUAAGAAUAAAAAAGAAAGGAGCAAGGAAUAAAUAAUAAAAAUAUCAACAUAACAUCAUCUCUCUCAGUGUAUCAUAAUAAUAAGAAAGAAGUGAAAAAGGAUCAUAAUCCAUACAUAAUUCACAAGUGGAAUGAUAAAAAUGAUGUUGCAAAAAUUUUUAUAACAUAAAAAAAAUAAUUUCAGAGAACAUAAAUAUAAGAAGGCGGGGAUAUAAAGUAGAAAGAGAAAAAUGAGAAAAAAUGGAAUUAGUGUGGAAACAUAGUGUGUUCAUUUAUGAAAUUCAUAAAUAGAUGAUUGAGUGUUUUUCUCUCUCAUCCUUCGGGAUUUAUUGAGGAAAAACAGAUUAUUAUAACACAAAAAAAAAGAAUUAUUAUAAACGUGAAAGAAAUAAAGAAAAAAAAUUAUUAAAAUUAUUCAGAGUGGAUUAAAGAAGUGGAGAGCAACAAUAGCUUUGCCAUCAUCAACAAAAAUGUGCUUGUUGGAUUUACAAAGGAUUAUCGUUUUAUGUCUGCCAACAUUAUUAUUUGCAGCAACUAUGGAACCAGAUCACAAAUCAAUAUUAGCUAAUACAGAUUGGAAAAAACUUUGGAUGGAAACAGGACAAUUAAUCAAUAGAAUAGAUAAUAAUGUUUUAGACAGUAGUGAUAGUACGUUACCAGAAGAACCUGAGGUAAAUAUGGCAACAUCUCAGAAUCUUACUGUACAAUUAGGUGGUACUGCUUUUUUAGUGUGUAAGGUGCCAGGUGUAGAUCGAAUAGGUGUAAAUUGGCAGCAUGUGUCAUGGGUGAGACGAAGAGACUGGCAUGUAUUAGCAAGUGGUGCUCAACUGUAUACAAAUGACGAACGCUUUGGUAUUAUUCAUACACCAGGCUCAAAUGUAUGGACACUACAGAUAAAGUUCAUACAGGCUAGAGACAGUGCAAUCUAUGAGUGUCAGGUAUCGACGUCAACAGGAGUCAUUUCACAUUUUGUGAAUGUUCAAGUGGUUGUACCAGAAGCAUUUAUACUUGGUAGUGGUGAACUUCAUGUAGAUAUGGGAUCAGCGAUAAAUCUAGUGUGCAUUAUUGAAAAGUCGCCGGGUCCACCCCAAUUCGUAUAUUGGCAACGAAAUGACCGAAUGGUGAAUUAUGAUGACAAUAGGAGGGAUAUUUCAAUUGAGACAAUUCCAGGACCACGAACACAGAGUCGAUUGAUCAUAAAGGAACCUCAGAUAUCGGAUUCAGGAAAUUACACAUGUCGAGCAUCGAAUACGGAGCCUGCAUCAAUUUAUGUUUAUGUUUCUAAAGGUGACAACACGGCGGCAAUAUCGAGACGGAAUACUUCAACAGCCAGCCAUUCAUCGACAGUGUAUUAUUGUUUAUUCUAUCCUAGCGUUUUUAUAACAUUUCUAAUGUAUAGGUUAUGGUAGUAUGAGACACAUCGACUAGGAAUUGAAUUUAAACAAUAAUUGCAAUAAUUUCAAUUCAUUCUUCAUCCAAAAAGUUUUCUAAUUUGGUUGCCAUUAAAAGCUGCAAAAAGAACAUUAGAAAUAAAAUAAAAAAAAAUCAAUUUUUUAUGCAAAAAAAAGUCAUUCGUAAGACGAAUAUAAUAAGAAGCCAUCAAGUGAUGAUGAUUAUGGAUUGUAAAAGAAAAUUGUUUGAGGUCAAAAACUAUGAUGAGGAUGAAAAAUUCAUAAAAAGAAAUCGAAAACUUUUCAGACACACUCAUAGCAUACAAAAUAAGAAGAAAAAAAAAGUGAUAUUAUACAAGAAAAACUAUGAGAAAACUUUAAGACAAUUUGUGCUUGUGAUUGUGAAGAAACAAGACACACAAAAAAUUGAGGGAAAAAAGUUUCCAUAGCACUAAAGAAGAAACUAAUAAAUUGUUCUGUACAAAAACAACAAAAUGAAAAGAAGACGAUGAAAAAAAAAUCCAAAAAUAAAAACUAAUAAGAAUGAAACUUGUAAAUUAU